AAGAAGCACCAAACAACGGAUUUGCUCGACGUCGGCGCAGUCACCCCAUAGCCAUGGUCGACACGGUUUGGGGCAAUGUGCGGCCCCACGCAUGACAUCAAAGGCGUGGGCAUAAUCGAACCACCACAGGUCCACAGCUCACGAGUCACAGCUACUUACUCUACAUCGGAGCGAGUCAGGUUACAGGUAGUGCACCAUGUCAGCCGAAGCAUCCGUUCUGAUCAUCGGAGCCGGCAUCGUCGGCUCCGCCUUAGCACACUUCCUGUCGUCGUCCAGCAAGAAGCGAUCCAUCACCGUAGUGGACCGCUCCAUCGACACGCUUGUCGGAUCAACCGGCCAUGCCCCGGGCUUCAUCGGCCAGUACAUCGACUCCGAAGUCCUCACACACUUGGCCAGGGACUCUGUUGCCGAGUAUCUCAAGGUCCCCGGUUGUUUCAGCACCGUCGGUGGGCUCGAAGUCGCGUUCGGCAGUGAAGGGAUACGCCGGCUCGAACCACGAUGCGAGCUUGCUAGGAAGCGUGGCCUCUCUGCGGAGAUUAUUACCGUCAAUGACGCGGCCGAGCUGGCACCGCAGCUUGUCAAACCCUCGGACUCGGACGCCGCCUUGCAUUUCCCCGCGGACGGGACGGCGGAUGCUCCUGCCAUUACCAACUAUUACCGAGACGAGGCGAGGAAGGCGGGCGUACGCUUUCUCCAGGCAGAGGCCAAGAGGCUCUGUAUCGACGAAGGAAAAGUGACCGGUGUCGAGGUCGAGGUCGGGGACGACUCCCGCCUCCAACAUCUUGUCGCGGAUCGCGUCAGCUUGGCGACGGGCAUAUGGGCGCAGGAACUUGGGGCGGCUUUGGGAUUCCCCCUACCCGUAGUGCCCGUUGGCCAUCCGUACAUGUACGGUCGAGUCCGGGGUCCGCUCCUCCGUCGGCUGCCGUUUGUUCGGUGGCCCGAGCACCAUGCCUACGUUCGGGACCACGGGACAUUCUACGGAAUCGGAACGUACGACCACCGGCCGCUGCAUUACAAGCCCAUCGACGGCAGUGCGAUUGGGAAUUGGGUGGGGGAUUUCCAGCCGGCUCUGGACGCCGCGACGACGUUGUUUCCAGAUCCGACCCGGGAGGAAUUCCCAGGCGCGGUUCGCGCGGACAAGAUCAACGGCAUCUUCUCCAUGACGCCUGACAAUGUGCCGCUGGCUGGAGAGGUCUCAUCGGUGAAGGGACUGUAUGUAGCUGUGGCCGUCUGGGUUACUCAUGCCUCCGGCACGGCGAAGUUUAUUUCCAAGUUGAUCGAGGGAGAAGAGAUUGAUACGCGACUGCGCGAGGCGUUAGAUCCUGAACGUUUCAAGGGGAACUCCCUCCCGGAUCUGGAGCGGCAGAGCUUGAGAGGGUACAAUGAUAUUUACAAGACAGAGGAGAACGGGCCUUGAUCUGGUUUUAUAAAACCGACGCUCUUGAGCCUUGCCUGCCGUCCAUCCACGUUUUCUUAUCUCGUCCUCGGUCCCUUACACUGCAAACUGGAGCCAAUUUCUUGUGUCAAAUGAGUUUGUUGCUGUCCUUCAUGGGUCCUUAUAUUAUUCUGCCCUUCUUUGCCAUUGGCCCAUCGACUACCAACUUAUAAGCCCUAUGUCCAAACCCAGCCGGCCCAGCUAUCGCUUUCCAGUAUUAUAAAC
This is a messenger RNA of Sodiomyces alkalinus F11, 1660 nucleotides long. RefSeq names its product FAD dependent oxidoreductase. The record is from RefSeq and is a predicted model, not a curated record. NCBI's taxonomy places the organism in Eukaryota, Fungi, Ascomycota, Sordariomycetes, Glomerellales, Plectosphaerellaceae. The transcript has a single exon. Gene Ontology annotation, molecular function: oxidoreductase activity. Gene Ontology annotation, cellular component: cytoplasm. Bases 197 to 1417 code for a protein of 406 amino acids.